CUCAAAGUGUAGGAGGAGAAAGAGAAAGUGCAGGCAGCCAUGUCCACUUCGAAUGCACUUCUGGCUUCGACUCCAACGCCAAGGUUAUUAGGCAAGGUGGCAUUGGUCACAGGUGGGGCUUCUGGAAUUGGAGAAAGCAUUGUGCGUCUCUUCCACACCCAUGGUGCUAAAGUUUGUAUAGUUGAUGUGCAAGACAACCUCGGAAAGUUGCUAUGCGAAACCCUUGGUGAUGAAGCAAACGUUGUUUUCUUCCACUGCGAUGUUACAAUAGAGGAAGACGUGUCCCAUGCAGUGGACUUCACCGCGGAAAAAUUUGGCACCCUAGACAUCAUAGUCAACAACGCUGGAAUCUCUGGUUCUCAAUGUCCCGAUAUUCGCAAUGCAGAUCUAUCAGAAUUCGACAAGGUGUUCAACCUAAACGUGAAAGGAGUGUUCCACGGGAUGAAACACGCUUCACGAAUUAUGAUUCCAGAGAAGAAGGGCUCAAUAAUUUCUAUAUGCAGUGCGGCAAGUGCAAUAGGUGGGUUAGGAUCGCAUGCAUACACAGGGUCCAAGCACGCUGUGUGUGGACUCACGAAGAAUGUUGCAGCUGAAUUGGGGAAGCAUGGUAUCAGAGUGAAUUGCGUGUCACCUUUUGUUGUGGUGACAGGUUUGGUUUUGGCUCAUUUUGCUGAGGAGCAGAGAAAGGAAGAGGCUUUGGCUGGUUUUCGGGCUUAUGUUGGGAGAAAUGCCAACUUGAAGGGGGUAGAGUUGACUGCUGAUGAUGUGGCUAAUGCUGUGCUUUUCCUCGCAAGUGAUGAGGCUAGAUAUGUGAGUGGUGAGAAUCUCUUGGUUGAUGGAGGGUUUGCAAAUGUAAAGCAGUUAUGAGAAACCUUAACAACACACAUUUUCUAUAAAUGAUUGGGAUAUAUUGAAAAACACAUUUGAUGGAUCUCGCACUUUAUUUAAUGAUAUGUAAUUUUUAAUAAAUUUUAAUGAAUAAAAAAGUGUACAUAGAGAAGUGUGUUGUUAGUAUGGUUAGAGUUUUAGCUGGUUUAUUAAUAGCAUUUCUUAUUGUUAGUUUUA
Molecule: messenger RNA, 1065 nt
Organism: Cajanus cajan (pigeon pea)
Lineage: Eukaryota; Viridiplantae; Streptophyta; Magnoliopsida; Fabales; Fabaceae
Product: (+)-borneol dehydrogenase 2
Biological process (GO): abscisic acid biosynthetic process
Cellular component (GO): cytosol
Molecular function (GO): xanthoxin dehydrogenase (NAD+) activity
Source: RefSeq, a predicted model, not a curated record